CCUAUUAGGUCGAUCUACCCUCCCAGGGGUCUCAAAUUUUCAUUUAUUCCCCGUUCAGGCUUCCCCUUCGUGCCAGUGUGCGUCGUUUGAAGUACCAUAGAGCCUCCUGAUCCAACAGAGGGAAGAACUGGCUUCAAAAAGCAGCAUCCAACCUUCCUCCAGUGAGCGUAAAGCCAUAGAUUACUCAUAUGCGCAUCUGUUAGACAUCAUCUUUCCUGCAACCGUAGUCAUUCGCAGUCGUGAGUCAACAGAGGGAAGAGGGAAACUCAGAAGAUGGUGUAAGAUCCAGGGCCGAGACAGUAGCGAAUAGUGUAUGCUGGGUGUUCAGAGUUUGCAUUAGUGGACAACGGCUGAAGUUUACAGUAGUUUCCAACCGAAGAAAAUUUGUUCCUCUAAGUAACAAGCCCCGUGCUCAACAGAACGAGUGUUGAAAGAACGCCAUUCCAUCCGGAUAUGUAAAACCGUGAGCUCUGCUUUACAACAACAACAAGCUGGUUUGGAGGCGCUGUUUUAACUUUUUGUAUGCAAGGAAUAAUUUUGUUCGUUUAUUACUGUUCAGUUUUUCCUCCUGUACUCUUUUUGCGUCAUGACUUCUAGUUAUGCACAUGUAAUGGACAGACAACCAACAAUAUCCAACCGCCUGGAGAGUCCAAUUACAUCAAAUUUGGAGAACUUACAGGCUAAAAAGAACUUCUCUGUAAGCCACCUGUUGGAUCUGGAAGAGGCGGGGGAGAUGGUUGGGACACAGACGGACGAGAGUACCGGAGAGGCGGGACGGAGUAUGCUGGAGUCUCCGGGGCUGACUAGCGGCAGCGAUACUACGCAGCAGGAGAAUGAACAGCUGAACUCUGAGGAAAAGAAGAAGAGGAAACAGCGUCGGAACAGGACCACCUUCAACAGCAGCCAGCUGCAGGCUCUAGAGAGGGUGUUUGAGAGGACCCACUACCCCGACGCCUUCGUCAGAGAGGACCUGGCGCGCAGGGUGAACCUUACCGAGGCGCGUGUGCAGGUGUGGUUUCAGAAUAGACGGGCUAAGUUUCGCAGGAACGAACGAGCGAUGCUGGCCAGCAAGAACACCGCUCUCCUCAAAUCCUACUCUGGAGAAGUGACAGCGGUGGAGCAGCCUAUCGUACCCCGUCCCGCUCCGCGACCAAACGAUUACCUAUCCUGGGGCAGCGCCUCGCCGUACAGCUGGUAUCCAAUGCCGGAGGGAGCGCCAAUGCGAGUUCCACAGAAAAUGCUGCCCACAGAAAGCAACGCCAUGGCUACCUACCCACCCACAUGUUCCAACACCAAUACCACCCAGGGAAUGAACAUGGCCAACAGCAUCGCUAACCUGCGCCUCAAAGCCAAGGAGUACAGCUUGAACCAGGUGCCCACUGUCAACUAAGGGGGAUGGAAGGCCUCUGGUACCAGGGGGAGAGGUGGGCUAGGGACUCACUUUCCCAGACAAGAUCCGCAACGUCUCAAGUUGGGCAGCCAGCCGUCCCUCCGGAAUUACAACAGAAGUUUCCUCUAGUCGGCACGUCAUCUUAACGGUGAAUGUAUUUUCUUACCCUGCAUCAAACAGGACAGAAAUACAGAGCGAAAACCAAAAGGUUUGAGAACAUUUUACUCUGAACGUUUAAAAAUCUGAUCGUCCAAAUUAGCCAAUGAAUACGUUUGGACGUUGUAAUGUUUAUUUUGUUUUUUUGUUGUUUUUUUUUUUUUCUAUUUGAUUUGAACUGGACAAAAUUCAUCUAUACAAAACAGGAGGAAAUAUUGUUACUACCCUUGAAUAUUUUAAGCUGAGAAGCUGUAGUCGCAGCUAAAGCGAUCGCUGUGUCUCGCUGGUGUUCUCAGGAGCCUUCUGGAUAGGAAAAGCAUGUUGUGCUCUGCUCAGAAGGUCGUUUCUUACGCAAAUAAAACACCCAAACAGCAUAGGCUGGAACAUGAAAUGCCAGGAUUUUGAAACAGCAAAGAGGAGGACUUCCUCCAGUUGAUAUACAGAGAAGUUACAAACAUUUUAAUAUUUUAUUCAUUUUUGUUUCAUUUUUUUCCAUUUAUACCACUGACAAUCAAAUGUCAUCAAUGCAUUAUGAUUUAUAUAAUGUACGCUAUACAGGCAAGCUAACUCAUGUAACUCAUUUUGAACCAAAGAACCUAGAUGCUUUUUUGUCUUUGUAUGAUAUCGCUAUUUGUAACAGAAAAUCUUAUAUUAUAAUAAAAUACAGUUCAACUAA
Messenger RNA from Conger conger (European conger), 2222 nucleotides. It is a transcript of the gene prrx1b, whose product is annotated as paired related homeobox 1b. The record is from RefSeq and is a predicted model, not a curated record. NCBI's taxonomy places the organism in Eukaryota, Metazoa, Chordata, Actinopteri, Anguilliformes, Congridae. The coding region runs from base 587 to 1390 and encodes 267 amino acids. Gene Ontology annotation, molecular function: DNA binding; DNA-binding transcription factor activity, RNA polymerase II-specific. The transcript has 5 exons. Gene Ontology annotation, biological process: regulation of DNA-templated transcription.